AUCUUGAUAACCAGAAAUAAAUAACCUUGUCACUCGUAAUCUCAUCUAUUCGUUCAAUGUCGACACCGUCAAUAAGUGAAUAACUCCCUCAGAAUGACAUUCCCAACCAAACUAUGUCUGCUAACCAUCCUAAUAUCGUUUCUCUCCUUCACUCAACCGAUCGCUUCUCUUCGGAUCCUGGGCCUAUUUCCCUAUCAAAUGCGAAGUCAUUAUGUUAUGUGCGAGGAGGUCAUGCGAGGAUUAGCAGCCAAAGGUCAUCGAGUCGACGUCUACAGCCACUUUCCAUUGAAGAAAAAAUUACCGAACUACCACGACUACAGCUUGGUUGGAACCUUACCAGCGGUCUCCAAUAACGUCACCUUCGAGGUGGCCGCGAUCGAUUCGGCGCCGGUCUCGCUCAAACACUGGCUGGAGUCGUCAGGUUUAUCUAUUUGUAAGCUACUGGAGCAUCCGAUAUUCCAGAAGCUGUUACACGAUCCUCCCAUGGAUCCACCUUACGAUCUUGUGAUCACCGAGCUUUGCUUAUCCAACUGCUACAUACCGUUUGGUCGCCGCCUGAACGUCCCUGUGAUCGGCGUAGUGACACCGCCCCUGUUGGACUGGCAGUUCGAUCCGUUUGGAACACCGAUUAAUCUAGCUACCGAUCCGAGCAUUUAUAGCUCGCACGUGGCACCGAUGAGUUUUCUAGAGAGGCUGGACAAUUUCGUACUUUAUCACAGGAUCCAUUGGGCCUUUGCUCAACACACUCGCGAACAGGACAAAGUCGUCGAGAGGGUCUUCGGCCCAGGACUACCAAACUCUGUAGACUUGUUGAAAGAGGUAGCUUUGGUACUGGUGAAUCAUGACUUGAUGCUCAGUGGCAUAAGAGCGUUUGCACCUAAGGUUAUACCUGUCGGUGGUUUGCACGUCGUUGACCAUAACGAGACACUUCCAAAGGAAGUACAGAAGUGGCUGGACGACAGCAAGGAUGGCUGCGUUUACUUCUCCUUCGGAUCUUUCAUCCGAAUGGAAACCUUUCCGAGGCACGUUAUCGAAGCCAUUUACAAAUCGUUUGAAAACAUAGCACCAACUCGUGUACUUCUGAAAAUAGCCAAGCCGCAGGAGUUGCCGCCUGGUUUGCCGUCGAACGUGAUGACGCAGUCCUGGUUCCAACAAAUGCAGGUUCUGAAGCAUGAAAAUACGAAAGCGUUCGUUACGCACGGGGGACUGAUGGGAACUCAGGAGGCGAUAUACUACGGCGUUCCUUUGGUGGGCGUUCCGUUCUUGGGUGACCAGCAUUUUAACGUCAAAGCAUACGUCAAUAAAGGAAUCGCAAUCAAGGUCGAGUUACAGGAGAUUAACGAGAAGAGCUUCACCCACGCUUUGAAAGAGAUCCUUCAUAAUCCUCAGUACAAAAAAGCUGCGGAGAAUCUGAGUCAGAGAUCCAGGGAUCGACCAAUGAGUCCAAUGGAUACCUCGAUCUUCUGGGUGGAGUAUAUAGCCCGUCAUGGCAAAGAUGCGCUCAGGUCCCCUGUGGUUGACAUGCCUUGGUGGCAGGCCUCGCUGCUGGACGUUUACGGUUUCAUACUAGCCUUAAAUUUGCUGUUUCUUUACGUUUUAUGGAGACUCGUUAGGAUAGCGAUCGGAUUUUUCAAACCGAAUGCGCAAGUUCGGUCAUACUCUAAACUUAGGAAAACGAAGACAGAUUUCCAGAAUAACUCGACUUGUCCGGCAUCGUUGCCGUGUAGUGUAGCUCAGUCGUCGAUAGACACCGGUGGCCUCCUCACGACUCCUCAAUUUCGAAAUCGGUUUCAGUGCCCAGAUAAACUGACGUUCAAGACUGACAGCCUCAAAAUGAAAUUCCUAGCCAAUAAUCUAUACCUAACUAUCCUAAUAUCUAUACUUUUCUACACUCAACCGAUCACUUCCUUGCGGAUCCUGGGUUUGUUCCCUUUCCAAAUGCGAAGUCAUUACGUUAUGUGUGAAGAGCUCAUGCGAGGAUUGGCGGCGAAAGGUCACCGAGUCGACAUCUACAGCCACUUUCCGUUGAAGCAAAAAUUACCGAACUACCACGACUACAGCUUGGUUGGGACCUUACCGGCGGUUUCCAAUAACGUCACCUUCGAGGUGGCCUCGAUCGCUUCGGGACCCGAUAUGAUCAGGCAUUGGCUCGAGUCGGCUGGUAUACCGAUCUGCCGAUUACUCGAUCUGCCGAUGUUCCAGAAGCUGCUACACGAUCCUCCGAUGGAUCCGCCUUACGACCUCAUUGUCACGGAGCUCGCUAUAUCGAACUGCUACAUAGCAUUCGGUCGACGACUGAACGUGCCCGUGAUCGGGAUAGUGACACCACCACUGUUAGACUGGCAGUUCGAUUCGUUUGGAACACCGAUCAACUUAGCUACCGAUCCGAGCGUGUUUAGCUCUUACGUGGCGCCGUUGAGUUUUCUGGAAAGACUGGACAACUUCGUGCUCUAUCACAGAAUGAAUUGGGCCUUCGCUCAACACACUCGUGAACAGGACGAAAUCGUCGAGAGGAUCUUUGGUCCAGGACUGCCAAACUCGGUUGAUUUACAGAAAGACGUAGCUUUGGUACUGGUGAACCAUGACUCGACACUCAGUGGCAUCCGCGCGUUUGCCCCAAAAGUUAUACCUGUCGGCGGUUUGCACAUUGUCGACCAUAACGAGACUCUACCAAAGGAGGUGAAGAAAUGGCUGGACGAAAGCAAGGAUGGCUGCGUGUACUUCUCCUUCGGCUCCUUCACCAGAAUCGAAACCUUUCCGAGGCACAUACUCGAAGCGUUUUACCGGUCAUUCAAAAAUAUCGCACCCACACGAGUACUUCUGAAAAUAGCCAAACCCGAGGAGUUGCCGCCUGGUUUACCGCCUAACGUGAUGACGCAGUCCUGGUUUCAGCAAAUUCAAGUUUUGAAACACAAGAACGUGAGGGCGUUCGUUACCCACGGCGGGCUUAUGGGAACUCAGGAGGCGAUAUACUACGGUGUACCCUUGCUGGGGAUUCCUCUCUUUGGUGACCAGCACUACAACGUAAGGGCCUACGUCAAGAGGGGAAUAGCCAUUAAAAUCGAUCGAUAUGAAAUAACGGAGGAGAGCUUCACCCACGCUCUGAAAGAGGUGCUCUAUAAUCCUCAGUACAAAAAAACUGCUGAGAAUCUGAGUCGAAAGUUCAGGGACCGGCCAAUGAGUCCCAUGGACACGUCGAUAUUCUGGGUGGAGUACAUAGCUCGUCAUGGAAAGGACGUGCUCAGGUCUCCUCUGGUCGAUAUGCCUUGGUGGCAGGCCGCGCUACUGGACGUCUACGGAUUCAUGCUUUUCUCGGCGCUGCUAGUAAUCUACAUUGCCACGAAAUUCGUCAGGAUAAUUUUUGGUCUUUUUAGACCGUUUGCACGAGUUAAAAUCGGCUCGAAGCUGAAAAAAUCUGAUUAGAGAUAUAAUUGUUUGCAGGAAAUAUAUCUUGUAUUUUAUAUAUCUUCUGAAGAGUUUCGAUAUACUGGGUCAAUUUUUACUAAAUCGAAAUUUUUAAAAACUAUUUCAAAAGAUAUAACGAAUUGUAAUAUAUUAUCAGUAUUUAGUUAUUUAUUAAUUUAUGUUUACUGAACGGGCAGUCUGCCCUUUACAUUAUAAAGUACAAAAAAUAAGCAAGGUGGCGCAAUCAAGAUCAGUAUUGUAGAAAUAUACGACGUAAUAAGCGUGUACUGAAAAA
Molecule: messenger RNA, 3700 nt
Organism: Nasonia vitripennis (jewel wasp)
Lineage: Eukaryota; Metazoa; Arthropoda; Insecta; Hymenoptera; Pteromalidae
Exons: 13
Coding region: 94-3423 (1109 amino acids)
Molecular function (GO): UDP-glycosyltransferase activity
Source: RefSeq, a predicted model, not a curated record